Glycine soja is the source of this 996-nucleotide messenger RNA. RefSeq names its product serine/arginine-rich splicing factor RSZ22-like. Gene Ontology annotation, cellular component: nuclear speck. Gene Ontology annotation, molecular function: RNA binding; zinc ion binding. The record is from RefSeq and is a predicted model, not a curated record. The coding region runs from base 151 to 687 and encodes 178 amino acids. Gene Ontology annotation, biological process: mRNA splicing, via spliceosome. Lineage: Eukaryota; Viridiplantae; Streptophyta; Magnoliopsida; Fabales; Fabaceae. The transcript has 6 exons.
GACGACGGUCUGACGGAUAUCAAUUUUCCCAUAUUCGUAAAGAAAAAGGGCCUUAUAAAACCAAACGCUCCCCUUCCCUACGAGGCCGCUCACUCUCUAGGGUUUUUAUUUCUCUCUUCUCUCUGCAUCGCUUCAGGUUCUUCUGAAAAGAUGUCUCGCGUGUAUGUUGGUAACUUGGAUUCACGAGUCACCGAGAGAGAUCUCGAAGACGAAUUCCGUGUUUUCGGAGUUAUUCGGAGUGUUUGGGUUGCACGUAGACCACCUGGUUAUGCUUUUAUUGACUUUGAUGACCGCAGAGAUGCACAGGAUGCUAUCCGUGAAUUGGAUGGCAAGAAUGGUUGGAGGGUUGAGCUUUCUCACAACUCUAGAGGUGGAGGUGGUGGUCGUGGUGGUCGCUCUGGUGGUUCUGAUUUGAAAUGUUACGAGUGUGGUGAACCUGGUCAUUUUGCUCGUGAAUGUCGCAUGCGUGGUGGUUCAGGAAGACGCCGUAGCCGUAGUCCACCCAGAUUCCGUAGGAGCCCAAGUUAUGGGCGAAGGAGUUACAGUCCUCGUGGGCGGUCCCCUAGGCGCCGUAGUUUGUCACCUCGUGGACGUAGCUACAGCAGGUCACCUCCUUAUCGUGGGCGUGAGGAGGUCCCAUAUGCUAAUGGAAAUGGCCUUAGGGAACGACGCAGAAGCAGAAGUUGAUUUUGAGACUUGGUAUCUGUGAUUGUUAAGAGAAUAGUGAGAUUUUGUUAAUCUAUAGUGGUGCUUAGACUGAAGUAUGAGUCUAUUUUGUUGGGCAAGGCCCUGAGUUUCUACUCUUGGAUUGUAUUCGUUAGUUUCUUUAUGUCAAAGCUUGUGUUUAAUUUAUUUGCAGAAUACUUGUAGUUUCAUUGCAGGUAAUGAUCUUGUUAAGGUUGUUGCUACUAGUAUGUUAAAUAGAGUUCCAGAUCUUUGCAGAAUACUUGUAGUUUCAUUGCAGACUGAAGUAUAUGCUUUUCUUCUCUUUUGAGA